Molecule: messenger RNA, 750 nt
Organism: Penicilliopsis zonata CBS 506.65
Lineage: Eukaryota; Fungi; Ascomycota; Eurotiomycetes; Eurotiales; Aspergillaceae
Exons: 2
Coding region: 1-750 (249 amino acids)
Source: RefSeq, a predicted model, not a curated record
AUGAAGUUCAAGUCUAUCACCCUCAUUUCGACCCUCCUGGCCGUCGUCCCCUCCCACGCUGCCAUCUCCCUGUCGACCAUCACCUCCACCUCCUUGGAGACCUUCACCCAGACCUCCACUGCAACAGUCGCCAUCACCACCACCACCAGCACCUGUAACGUCGCCAAUGGACAGCCCGCGGCUACCACCUGCGUGGCCACCGUCUGGUCGUCGGCAGGCACCUUCUUUAAGCAGUACUGCUCCUCCUCCUGGCUGCACAGCGGCACAGCCAUCACAACCAUAAGCAGCAUUAACUGGAGUCAAUGCAUGAGCCAUUGCAUCCAAACGGCCUCCUGCUCAGGCUUCAACUAUAUCAGUGUCGCUGCCGCCAAUGCGGUCCUCUGCUAUCCCUAUGAAGGCAGCAUGGUGGUCAUGAAUGCCGGCUCCAUCGAUCAAGCCAUGAUGAUGACCACUGUCAACCCCUGUCUCGCCACCAUCACCACCUCCACCACUUCAACUGAAGUCAAUGUCCUCACCACAGAGGUCACUUCCGUCUAUGUUUCCACCAUCACUCUAACCCCUACCCCUACCCCUACCCCUACUCCUUCAUCCACCCCUACGCCUUCAUCCACUCCCUCGGAAUCCUCCUCUGCUGUGUCUACCCCGUCCAUCUCAGCUGCAUCCACCCCUGGACAAGACUUUGUUACCGUCGUCUCGACCAUCUUCUACACUGAGAUGUUCACUGUCGGCUGUUCCGCCUCGGCUUACUGA